Messenger RNA from Morus notabilis, 3039 nucleotides. RefSeq lists its product as uncharacterized. The record is from RefSeq and is a predicted model, not a curated record. Bases 269 to 2722 code for a protein of 817 amino acids. The transcript is spliced from 11 exons. NCBI's taxonomy places the organism in Eukaryota, Viridiplantae, Streptophyta, Magnoliopsida, Rosales, Moraceae.
GAUUAUUUCAGCUCAGAGUUGAGACCCAAUCUGUGUUGAAUUUUGCUUAAUUGCCUUUACCCUUUUCCCGUUUUGUCGUGUAGCAGCCAUCACCGGAGCUAACAGCUAAUAUUAGCUAUCUCCUUCAUCUAAAGCCGUACAAAACGUUUCAUGAAAAUGAACAUCUAUGUUCGUACUUCAUAGACAUAAUACUGUCCCACCGGCCACAAGACCAAAAAAGCUUAACAAGUCUUGAAAUCCAAACCCAUUAAAGAGAAUAAAGAAUAAAAUGCUCUCAAAGUUGUCUUUUGCCCACUUGAAGUCUUCUCAACCUCCGCCUGGCUCUGAGCUAUGGAGGUUUACAUGUUAUGGCAGGGAUUCUCCUGACUAUAACAAGUCUCGCUUCAUGCUUGUGGGGCAGUCUUUGGGGGACAGAUGGAAGCUCAACGGCAUCAAAGCCAAUAUGGUGCAAGAUAAGUUGAAUGUAUGGCUCCUAAAGACCCAAAAGUUUUUGAACGAAGUGACAUCUCCACUGGUAAGACCUAGUAAGAGUAAAAAGCCGGUUCCUGAAAAUGAUAUUGGUGAUUCAAUCAUGGAGGACAUAUUUGUGGCAGAGCAAACCAUUAAUAGCAGAAUGCCGCAAGGGACUCUCUCUUUAGCUGCCAUUGUAUCUAUCGAGCAAUUUAGCAGGCUAAAUGGAUUGACUGCUCAGAAAAUGCAGAAAAUCUUUAAAGCACUCGUCCCAGAAUCUGUAUAUAAUGAUGCACGCAAUCUGGUUGAGUACUGCUGCUUUAGGUUCUUAUCAAGGGAUAGUUCUAAUGUUCAUCCUUCACUUAAGGAGCUUGCAUUCCAGAGACUUGUAUUCAUAACAAUGCUUGCGUGGGAGAAUCCUUACUCUGAAGAGCCUGCCAAAGCUUCAGCAAGAGCUUCUUUUCAGGGCAUGCUUGUUAGAGAGGAGGCUUUUGUCCGUAUGGCUCCUGCUAUUUUUGGUGUGGCUGAUCGGUCAACGGCACAUAGUCUAUUUAAGACUCUUGCUGGUAAUGAAAAGGGUAUCUCUUUGGGCUUGUGGCUGACUUAUAUCAAGGAACUUCUCAGGGUGCAUGAGAGGCGGAAAUCGUACCAAAUUCGAGAAUUUUCCCACCUUUCUGAUGAGAGAAUCUUAUGCAUCGGUUCCAGCCAAAAGCAGCCCGUUCUAAAAUGGGAGAACAAUAUGGCAUGGCCGGGGAAACUUACUCUGACUGAUAAAGCAAUCUAUUUUGAGGCAGUUGGUAUAUUAGGGCAGAAAGAUGUCAUAAGACUGGAUAUUACGAGACAUGGGACAAAAGUGGAAAAGGCAAAAGUUGGGCCGUUAGGUUCUGUGCGCUUUGACUCUGCUGUCUCUAUUUCAUCUGGUCUCGAGUCAAAACCGUGGGUGCUGGAAUUUGUUGACCUGGGAGGUGAAAUGAGGCGAGAUGUAUGGCACGCAUCCAUCAGUGAAAUUAUUGCUUUGCACCAGUUCAUCCGUGAUUACGGACCAGUGGAUGGUGAUGAAUCGGUACUUAAUGUCUACGGUGCUCUAAAAGGAAAAGACAGAGCGACCACGAGUGCCAUCAAUAGUAUAGCCAGACUCCAGGCCCUUCAAUUCAUGCGGAAGCUAGUCGAUGAUCCCAUAAAACUUGUUCAGUUUUCGUACUUAAAUUUUGCACCUUAUGGUGAUGUGGUCUGCCAAACUCUAGCUGCAAAUUACUGGGGUGGACCCCUUGUUAGAAAGUUUGUAGAUAGUCAACCAGUUCAAACAAGACCUUCCAAUGAAGUAGGUGAAAUUAAUAAUCAUGUGUUUGAUAUAGACGGAAGCAUUUACUUGCGGAAGUGGAUGAGGUCCCCGUCUUGGUCUUCUAGUGCUUCCAUUGCUUUUUGGAAGAACUCUUCGUCAAGAGAAGGACUGGUGUUAAGUAAAAACCUUGUUGUUGCUGAUUCAAGUCUUGUAGAAAGGGCAGCAGAAAUUUGCAGACGGAAACAUGAGGCGAUUGAAAAAACUCAAGCAACAAUUGAUGCGGCAACACUUAAAGGGAUACCUAGUAAUAUUGAUCUUUUCAAGGAACUUAUGCUUCCUCUGACUAUAACUGCCAAGAAUUUCGAAAAGCUCAGGCACUGGGAGGAGCCACACUUGACUGUUUCUUUCCUUGCUUUUACUUAUGCAAUUAUUUUCAGAAAUUUGCUGUCAUAUGUGUUCCCUACAUUGUUAAUAAUUUUAGCGGCUAGUAUGCUAUCAUUAAAAGGGCUAAAGGAGCAAGGCCGUCUUGGACGAUCCUUUGGGAAAGUGACUAUCCAUGAUCAGCCACCUUCAAAUACAAUUCAGAAAAUUAUAGCUGUGAAAGAUGCCAUGCAUGAUGUUGAAAGUUUUCUACAAAAUCUUAAUGUCACGCUUUUGAAAAUACGAACGAUUAUCCUUUCUGGUCAACCUCAGGUAACCACUGAGGUUGCCCUGGCCUUGUUAUCUGGCGCCACCAUUCUCCUCACGGUCUCUUUCAAGUACGUCCUCGCGUUUUUUGUCUUCGAUCUCUUCACACGGGAACUUGCAUUCCGGAAGGAAAUGGUGAGAAGGUUCAUGACUCUCGUGAAGCAGCGCUGGGACAUGGUGCCUGCAGCACCUGUAGUUGUAUUACCAUUUGAAGGCGGCGAGUCGAGAUCAGAACCUCAAAGAAAGGGAACCAAGGACCAAGCUAAGUUAGAAAGAAGUCAUAGCAGCAACAACAAUGUAUAGCCGGGCAGUUUCCUGGUAAAUAGUUCUACUACAAUCUCAUUGCUUGGAAAAAUAGAAAGAAAAAAGAAAUGACCGAUCCAUUGUCUAUUGUAGAGUGAGAACAUUCAAUGCCAUAGUCGCAUAUAAUUUUCUAUAUCAUUGUAGGUAGAAAUGUCUUUGGAGAAUUCUAUAGUAGGAGAAUUCUCCACAAUAGUUAUGGAUCGGACUUUAUUGUUUUUUUUUUUUUUUUUUUUUGAAUACUUUGCUCCUAGAAAGAUACACACAGAAGAUAAGGUGAAUAAAAUUACCACUUUCUUCUUACCAAAAAGAAAAAAGGA